AUGCUUCAUCAAAUACUAAAUAAAUUACAUUUACCAAAUAUACCCAAUAAAAUAACGAGAAUAAUAAUCAUUGGUUUAUUUACAUUUACUAUAUUCAAUAUAAUUUACUUCUUUCAUAGAUCAUCAUCAUCAUCCUUACUAAGUUCAUCUUCAAAAUUAAUAUUAAAUAAGUUAUCCUAUUUCAAACAAUUUAAAGAUUAUUCGUCAAAACUAAAAGAUGAUGAACAGUAUUCAUUGAUUGGUUAUCAUCAUGAUUCAAAUACUGAUUUAGUUGUCGUUCAAAAAUAUUAUUAUUCAAAAAAUAUUCAUAAUGACCCCGCUGAACAUUUUUGGAAUUUUCUUGAUUCAAAUUUUGAUACAAAAUCAAAUUAUGAUUUAAAAUUGAUUGAUGGUUAUAAUUAUAAUAAAUUAUUAAAUUCAAUUUUUGAAGAAAAUGCAUUACAAUUAAAUCAUUCAUUUGUUGAUAAAUAUAAAAUGGAAAUGCAUUUUAUACAAAGUUUUCAAGAAUUUUUUAAAACAUUAUUUGAUUUAAUUGAAGAUUCAAAACCAGUUCUUGGUGGGAUAAAUGACGAUAGUCAUUACCCAAAUAGCCAAAAACUAGAAGACUAUUACAAGAAGCUAAAUGAUUUAUCUGAUGAACAAAUGAAAAAAGUGCGCAUUGAUAGCGUUGUCCAUAAAAAAGGUAGAAUUCCUGUUUAUGGUGGUCAUUUCAGAGAAAAUUACUUAGAUGAGCCAAUAAGAUCAAAAGAAUUAUUAAAUAUGUAUUUAACUUUGAAUAAAUUUGAAAUUGAUACUUUGAAACAAAGUCAUGAUAAAUUUUUAUCUGGAAUGAUGAAUGAGUGGCCUGAAGAUUUAUUUAAAUUUAAUAAAUUUAAUAAUUUUAUGAAAGGUGAUGGUAUUGUUUAUCUUGCAGGUGAAAAGUAUAAUCAAUUGGCAUUUUUAUCUAUAAAAGUAUUAAGAGAUAAUGGUUCCAAAUUACCUGUUGAAGUUAUUAUUCCAAAACAAGAAGAUUAUGAUGUUCAAUUUUGUGAUAGAAUUUUACCAACUUUAAAUGCUAGAUGUAAAAUUAUGGCUGAUUAUUUACCUCAUGGAAUUAUGGAUAAAAUUACUGGAUUCCAAUAUAAAAAUAUUGCAAUUUUGAUAUCUGAUUUUGAAAGAAUUUUAUAUUUAGAUGCUGAUAAUAUUCCAAUUAAAAAUCCCGAUGUUUUAUUUUCAAAUAAACCAUUUACAAAUAAACAUUUGAUUUUGUGGCCUGAUUUUUGGAGAAGAUCAACAAGUCCACAUUAUUAUGAUAUUGCAGGAAUUCCAAUAGAUGUUAAUCAUAAAAUGAGAAAUUCGUAUGUUAAAGGUGAUAAAAGAGGUCAAAAAACUGACACCAAAGAUUAUUCAUUACAUGAUUGUAAAAAUUCAAUACCAGAAGCAAGUUCAGAAACUGGUCAACUAUUAAUAAAUAAAAAAGUCCAUUUUAAAACACUAAUUUUAACAAUGUAUUAUAAUUAUUUUGGUCCGAAUUUUUAUUAUCCAUUAUUUUCACAAGGUGCAGCUGGUGAAGGUGAUAAAGAAACCUUUAUUGCAGCUGCUCAUAAAUUGAAUUUGCCAUAUUAUCAAGUAAAUGAAUUUAAUAGAGAAUUUGGUCCAAUAAAUGAUCAUUCAAAAAAACAUGAUAUUUAUGCAAUGGGUCAAUAUGAUCCAAUUAUAGAUUAUAUUCAAUUGAAUGAAGAUCCAGAUCUAAAAACAAAUAAAAAUUAUCCAUCUGAUUUACCUCCAAAAUAUGCUCAUCAUGAUGGUGAUGAUUCUUAUUCAAAUUAUGAUUUUCAUUCGUUCAAAUCAAGUUCAUUAUUUUUUCUACAUGCAAAUUGGCCAAAAUAUUAUUUAGAGAGAUUAUUUUUACAUAAUUAUGGUGAUGAUAGAGGUACAGUUACUAAUAGUGGUAAUAAAAGAAGAUUAUAUGGUAAUGAAUUGAAAAAUGAAUUGGGUGGCUAUGAUUUUGAAUUAAAUUUAAUGAAUCAUUUACAUUGGUGUUUUUGUGAUGAACCUUUAAUUAAUAUUAAACAUGUACCUGAUAUAAAUGAUCCAAAAAGAAAAGAAAUUUGUAAUAAAAUUGAUGAUCAUAGAAAUUAUUUACAAAAUAAAUAA
Messenger RNA from Insectozyma verbasci, 2136 nucleotides. NCBI's taxonomy places the organism in Eukaryota, Fungi, Ascomycota, Pichiomycetes, Serinales, Debaryomycetaceae. The record is from the annotation of a GenBank genome assembly.